Messenger RNA from Varroa destructor (honeybee mite), 1148 nucleotides. RefSeq names its product ribosomal protein L9 (gene RpL9). The record is from RefSeq and is a predicted model, not a curated record. NCBI's taxonomy places the organism in Eukaryota, Metazoa, Arthropoda, Arachnida, Mesostigmata, Varroidae. Gene Ontology annotation, biological process: cytoplasmic translation. Gene Ontology annotation, cellular component: cytosolic large ribosomal subunit; ribosome. Gene Ontology annotation, molecular function: rRNA binding; structural constituent of ribosome.
AGAAAUCGAGGGAGAAUUAGAAUUUACUGAUAUAAUUUUAUGUUAUCACCGGUGCCGAAUCAUUUUAGAUUGUGAUAUCAUGACAAAGCUAGGAUAUUUUUGAAAUAUUUCAUUACAAAAACUUUUUGUGUGAACGACCUGUGUUUGCUUGCAUCCUGUGAGGUCUAUUGUGCUGCCGCAGAUUAAGGCAUAAGAAAAGAAUGUUGCAAAAUCAAAUAGAGCAUCAAGUUCACGACUAGCUUGUAUCCACUAAUAAAAACUGAUUUAAAUAUAUUUUGUACCCGCUUUAAUUAAGCAAAGUGAGAAACAUAGUUAUUGCCUGACUGAUACAUGUACCGAAAUGGGGUUCUGCGCUUGUUUAUUUCGUUUUUGUUCUAACCACGUGUGUGGUUUAGGCACAAUUUUGACGUUAAGAAAUGCGUGUUUACAUGUAAUAAGCGUGUUGUGUGUGCAGGUUAUUUUCGCUUAGGUUCGUUAAUGAUUUUUUCAGCUAGGUAAGCCAUGAAGACGAUUGUCAGCGAGCAGUCGGUCAAGAUCCCCGAUGGAGUGACCUGUAAAGUACGGUCUCGGGUGGUGACUAUCACUGGUCCCCGCGGAGCGCUGACCCGCAGUUUCCGCCAUGUUCAGGUCCAGAUGGAAAUGCCGGACCCGAAAACGCUCACUGUUCGUAAGUGGUUCGGUAUCAAGAAAGAACUGGCCACCGUCCGUACCGUCUGUUCUCACGUUCAAAACAUGAUCAUCGGUGUCACCAAGGGAUUUCUGUACAAAAUGCGUACCGUGUACGCUCACUUCCCCAUCAACGUCGCCAUCUCGGAGAAUAACACAUUGGUUGAGAUUCGUAAUUUUCUUGGGGAGAAGUUUAUCCGCCGAGUGAACAUGUACAAGGGAGUGACGUGCGUCAACUCGUCCGCCCAAAAGGACGAAUUGAUUCUGGAAGGUAACGACAUUGAAGCCGUAUCACGAUCAGCGGCUCGCAUCCAACAGUCGACUCUCGUGAGGAACAAGGAUAUCCGUAAGUUUCUUGACGGUAUCUACGUUUCGGAGAAAGGACACGUUGUUCCGGAUGUUUAGGAAAAGGGGCCAUGAGCAAUGGCUAUGUGUCGCUCGACUGUGGUGAAGUCGCUAAUAAAGGGGGAUUACAAAAAAAC